AUGGUGUUCAAUACGGUUCGAAGCCUGUCACUCUCCUUGCUGUUCCUUGCAAUUCUAAGCAUCGGCUUCACGGUGGCAUCGGUCUUUCUACUCCCCACUGCUACCUCUAAAGUUGCGCUGGCGCAUUCCUCAUCCAUGGAUUCAACCACCACCACCAGCAAACCAUAUUUUACAUUUGGUAUCAUUUCUGACAUUCAAUACGCACCAAUUCCGGAUGGAUACUCUACGUAUGGAACUCAGAGAUUCUUCCAGUAUUCCAAAGACGCGGCGGCUCAAGCUGCCAAGCAUUUUGAACAAGAACAAAUCCCACUGGUAGUCAAUCUAGGUGACAUUAUUGAUGGAAAGUGUCAAGAAAUUGCCAAACAUGCAGGGGUGCCCAUGGAAGAGGGUGUAAAUGUUGGCAUGGAGUGCACAGAUCGUGUCCUUGAAGCUUUGUCCACCUACACUUGUGGAAAGCUACUGCAUACCUAUGGCAACCAUGAACUCUACAAUCUCAGCAGGGAACAAAUUGGAAAAAAGCUCAACAUUCCAAUGGUGCAAGAGCGGCCAGACAAAGAUGGUGUAGGGAGUUAUGUGGGGUACUUUUCCUACCUGGCUAUAACCAACAGUGGAAGGAAUCUACGGCUUGUGGUGAUUGAUUCAUAUGAUAUCGCAAUUCUGGGACACCCAAAGGACAGUCCAAAGAGAAUCAAGGCUGAAGCCAUAAUGGCCAGGAACAAUCCCAAGGAUGUCCAUCCAGAAACCCCCAAAAAGGAAUCAGAAGAAUUUCAAGAGAGAUUUGAGAUGAUCAACGGGGCUGUGGAUGAACCUCAGCUGCGCUGGUUAAGAAAGACCCUGACAAAAGCACGUGAAAACAAGGAGCUGUGCAUCAUAAUCUCCCAUCAGCCCAUUCUACCAAAAUCUUGUUUCUCUGUCACUUUGAUGUGGAACUAUGAUGAAGUCUUGCAAGUCUUGCGAGAAUUCAAAGAUGUGGUAGUCUUGUCACUAGCGGGACAUGACCACAGAGGUGGAUAUCAAAUUGAUGAAGAGAGUGGCAUUCACUUUCGCGUGGUGGAAGGCACAGUGGAGACACCACCUCCUGGAGUGACCUAUGGAUUUGUUGAUAUGUACCCAAAGAAGAUAGUGGUUCGAGGCUUUGGGGGCUGUAAAUCUGCCGAGUACGACCUCUCCAGGAUGCAACAAGCUAGAGUAUGA
Seminavis robusta is the source of this 1194-nucleotide messenger RNA. The record is from the annotation of a GenBank genome assembly. Lineage: Eukaryota; Bacillariophyta; Bacillariophyceae; Naviculales; Naviculaceae.